AUGAUGCAGAGAGUGAAUCCAAGGGCGUGUAAGCCGAACUUGGGAGCAUUGUGCCAACCCCGUCGUCAGAAUGCCCUCGCCAAAAUAGCUUGGGGCCGUUCUAUCUACCUUGACCACCGAGUCCGUUUGCAAAAUGCGUACGACCCGGCUGGUGGUGUGACUGAUAAAGACCGGAAGUUGAGUGAGGAUGCUCAUGAGAAACUCGUGCGUGCCGGCUACUUACGCCAGGCGAACGCUGGGAUUUUCCAUUUGAUGCCCCUAGGAUACCGGGUCCAAGACAAGAUCAUGAAGCUCAUUGAGAAGCACAUGCAGAGCAUAGGAGCGUCAAGAUUGGCGCUUGCAACAUUAUCUUCACCAGGCACAUGGGCCAAGUCAGGACGGUUCGAAAAGGCGAUGACCGAGCUGUUUUUGUUUACAGAUCGUAAAGGCAAAGGUUUGCUAUUGUCUCCGACACACGAGGAAGAGAUCACCGCGCUUGUCAAGCAAACUCUCAGCUCAUAUAAGCAAUUGCCAGCAAGACUGUAUCAGAUCACUCCAAAGUUUCGUGACGAGAUGCGACCUCGCAAGGGACUUUUGCGCGGCCGUGAGUUCAUGAUGAAGGACUUAUACACAUUCGAUCUCUCUGUCGAUACCGCCCUCCAAACAUACGAGCAAGUCCGUGCUGCAUAUGACAAGAUAUUCUCUGAGCUUCGUUUGCCUGUCAUGGUUGCCGAGGCCAGUUCAGGAGAUAUUGGAGGUGACCUCAGUCAUGAAUAUCACCUGCCUACGUCUGAAGGAGAAGAUGAUGUCAUUGCUUGCUUUGGGUGCCACUAUAUGGCUAAUUCAGAAGUCGCCGUGAGCAGAUUGCAGCCGCACAACAAAUUGACGCCUGAUGGCGACAAGCCUAAUCAGGGUGUCAGCGUGUGGCGGGCCAUCACCAGGGACAAGAUGACCCUGGUCAAUGUUUGGUAUCCAGAAAGCUCUGAUAUCAGGCUUUCCGCGUGUGGUCGUCCAAACGCCGAGAAGUGGGCAGAAGUUGUCAACUUUCACGCGGUCAAGCGAAUCGCACCCGACCUGGACGCUAAUGUUGAGAACGUUGAAGUUGCUUGGUGGAACUCGGUCGUCGCAAACGGCAGUAAGAGUGGGAGCGUUGACAAAACCGACGAUAAGAAACGGCUCAAAGUGAUCAAUCUGGUUGACGGCAGGCUGUUAUUGCAAGGGGAUAAGCAAAAACUGCAGGAUGCGAUGGAGUUGUCGACCUUGCCUUUUGCCAAAGAGGCAUAUGCCAAGUUUGACGUGUCCCAGGUGACGACCGUCACCGAGAGCAAGGAUGGCGAACUACUGAACCUCAUCAAGAUUCGAGACGGCGACGCUUGCCCCAAGUGCAACUCGGGUACUCUCUCUGUGCGCAAGGCCACUGAGCUCGGCCAUACUUUUCACCUGGGUGACAGGUAUUCGGAACCCAUGGCACUCACUGUCAAGCUUCCAAACACCUCUCAGGCUGAGAGUGACAACAGCAGCGUCUCUGACGAGCAAGACCCAAUAUAUAGCUUUUCCACCAAGAGACAGGGCGAGAUCAAUGUUCAAAUGGGCUGCCAUGGUAUCGGUGUAUCGAGGAUCAUAGCCGCAGUGGCAGAACAUUUCGGCGAUUCUCGAGGUCUCAACUGGCCAAGGGCUAUAGCACCGUACGAGGUUGCCAUCAUCACAAGAAACCAGACUGCACUGGCAGAUGCAGAGAGCAUAUAUGAUCUCUUGAGCGAAGGCGGCGCGGCUGUUACACCAGCGUUCCCUAAACUAGAUCUUGUUUUGGACGACCGUGACAAGACUAUACCUUGGAAGCUGAAGGAUGCAGAUCUCGUAGGCUAUCCCGUUGUCGUUGUUCUCGGGAAAGCCUGGGCUGAGUCAAAACAGUGUGAGGUCCAAUGCCGACAGCUCGGUUUCAAAGAGUUGGUUGCCUUGGAUGACCUGCCAAGUGUUGUAGGCAAACUCCUUGGUCAGCUUUGA
This is a messenger RNA of Pyricularia pennisetigena, 1983 nucleotides long. RefSeq lists its product as uncharacterized. Gene Ontology annotation, cellular component: mitochondrion; cytoplasm. NCBI's taxonomy places the organism in Eukaryota, Fungi, Ascomycota, Sordariomycetes, Magnaporthales, Pyriculariaceae. Bases 1 to 1983 code for a protein of 660 amino acids. Gene Ontology annotation, molecular function: proline-tRNA ligase activity; ATP binding. The transcript is spliced from 7 exons. Gene Ontology annotation, biological process: prolyl-tRNA aminoacylation. The record is from RefSeq and is a predicted model, not a curated record.